UCCCAUCGACGUUGGUGAGUCGAGCCUGGUCCUCCAGCAGCCGCGGCGCGGUCAGUACUGCUUCGGGCUGGAGGGGAGCUGAGUAGAAACUCUAACUCCAACUGUUUUCUAUCACCCUGAGCGGCAAUUCCUCCUCAGGUAACCGGAGCAGUGCCUUACCCUCGUCUGAAUCAAACGCAGUCCAGUCCAGGAACCGCAGCUUCAGGCUUGGUUCCACCUGCUGUUUUCCACAAGCAGAAGACAGACAAACAUUUCAAGCUGGAAGAGGGAGAGACGAGCAGGGCUGACGGCCCGACCUUUGUGCUGCGGCACAGAACCUCAACUCUACUGGAAAACCCUACAAGUCGAACAAGUCCCAUGAGUCCACGGGAACAAGAAGACACGCCCACCUCAGGUUCUUCACCCAGUCACCUCAGCACCACAGAGUGCCCCGCUCACAAUGGGAAUGUCCCAGAUUGUGACGACAAGAGACGAAUAAAUGAAGACGACGACAGAGGAAGAGAAAAGAAAGAGGUGGAAGAGGAUGAGAGAAGCAGCGAUGAAGGCUUCAUGGGAAUGACUCCACUGCUGCAGGCUCACCACGCCAUGGAAAAGAUGGAGGAGUUUGUGCACAAGGUGUGGGAGGGCCGGUGGCGCGUCAUACCACACGACGUGCUCCCCGAUUGGCUGAAGGACAACGACUUCCUGCUCCAUGGCCACAGACCACCGAUGCCUUCAUUCCGCGCCUGCUUCAAGAGCAUUUUCAGAAUCCACACAGAGACGGGCAACAUUUGGACACAUCUGCUGGGCUGCUUGUUCUUCCUCUUCCUGGGUCUCAUGUACAUGUUUAGGCCCAACAUGUCCUUUGUGGCUCCUGUCCAGGAGAAGGUCGUGAUUGGGAUGUUCUUCCUUGGAGCCAUCCUCUGCCUGUCUUUCUCCUGGCUCUUCCACACAGUCUACUGUCACUCAGAGGGCGUCUCUAAAGUCUUCUCUAAACUGGACUACAGUGGGAUUGCCUUCCUGAUCAUGGGCUCCUUUGUCCCCUGGUUGUAUUACUCCUUCUACUGCUCCCCCCAGCCCUGUUUCAUCUACCUGAUGGUCAUCUGCAUCCUGGGACUGACGGCCAUCAUUGUGUCACAGUGUGACUUCUUUGCUACACCGCAGUACAGAGGAGUCAGAGCAGGUGUGUUUGUGGGUUUGGGUCUGAGCGGCGUGGUUCCUACCUUGCACUUUGUCAUCAGCGAGGGUUUGAUCAAAGCCACCACCAUCGGUCAGAUGGGCUGGUUGCUGCUGAUGGCAACUCUCUACAUCACCGGUGCCUGUUUGUACGCCGCUCGCAUCCCCGAGAGGUUCUUUCCUGGCAAGUGUGACAUCUGGUUCCACUCCCAUCAGCUGUUCCACAUCUUGGUGGUCGCCGGGGCUUUCGUCCACUUUCACGGUGUCUCCAACCUGCAGGAGUUUCGGUACACUGCAGGAGGGGGCUGCACCGAUGACGGCAGUCUUUAACGCACACCUCCACACUGACUCACCUGUUCACUGACAGAUUCAUGAGGAAGCACUGGCUGAAAUAAUCUGCACAGCGUCACUGAGACAGAAAUGUUCACGUGAUCCUACCAUCACAACCACAGCGGCCUGUCCCGCUGUGACCAGAGUGGCCUCCAGGGGGCACUAUGAAAACUAACAAGUGCUUUGUUCCCUAAUUUUGUCCAUCUCUGUGGGCCUGUCUAUACCGACCUUCUUUGGCUCUGUUGCUUUGUCUCAAAUCGACACUUCUGAGACGGCGUGUUUUAUAAUGAAGCUGUUUUUGGUUUGGAAGGGAUGAAACAUCCGCAAAUCCUCUUCAGUAAUUUGACUAAGAAUUUAUCUGAUUUCAAGAAAAUACAGAAAUUUGGUUUAAAAAGCUUUGGGGUGUUUUUUUAUUUUUUGGGUGAAUGCUGUUUUUUCAAGUCACUUUCAGAUAUAAAAAAUGGAGUGGGAAAUGUCUUUGAAUUGUUCAUAAAUAAGAUUUCUAAACUUUUAGCUAUAGAUUUGUAAAAAAAAAAACAAAAAAACAAAAAGAUGUUAUAAAUAACAAAAAAGUUAGAUAAUAAACCAAUCGAGAGGAUGAAGCGUCUAAGAGCUCUGGCAGCAUCCUUCAUCGGAGGAGGAAAUAAGAAUGCAGGUGAUGAUGUAAAGCUAAAGGAAAGGGUUUGAUCUGCUCCUUCCUGCUCGGCAACCUGGUUUCGAAUUAAACGUCAGGCUUUACAAAACCAAAAUAAGUCAAAGAUAAAAUAAUAUUUUGAUAUGUAGCAGUUUUUUUAUUUGUCUGGCUGUUAAAUUGUAUUAAAUAUUCUCAUGCCAUACCCCCCCCCCCCCCCCCCAGCGAUAAGACACCAGACCAACUUAGGUUGGUAGUUUUUUUUUACAAACAAGGCCCCUGUCCUAUAUGUUUUUUGCUAAUAGAAGCGAUGAAACCGAGGUUUUCAGGGCAAAUGUGUUUUUAAUCCAGUGUGUGUCUCACACAACCAGAACAAGGAGAAUCUUUUUGUUGUUUAUCUUUCUUUUUGAUUGCUUUAUGUUUUAAUUUACCCACUGCUAUCAAUAGUAUUAUUAUGCAAGCUUGAAUUCCUUUGUGUUAAAAGUUAGAAAAAUAAUUUCCCUUUAAUUGUAAAUUCAAAAAUAUGACUAGAGGACAGGAUUAUAAUCUGUAGCUGAAGAUUAAAAAUUCACCAGUUGACUACAAACAGACUUUUUAACCCUAACUUUCUGGUAUAACCAAAAUCUUCCGAUUCUGAGCUUAUCGUAAACUGUAAGAUUGCUUGAAGUUGGGUUUGAAAGUGGGCGAGUUGUCUGAGCUGCUUCUCUUUGCAGAAAUACAAAAAAAAAUUCUUGUUUUUUCAUUUGUACUUUUUCUGGUUCUGUUUUCUCUAGUUUAUAUUAAUUUAUUCCUGUUUCCAUGUGCUUAAUGUCUGGAGCACAUUUUCCAGUCUGAUGGGAAUGUUUGGUUUGCAGUAGACCUUUAUAUCUGCUGGAUUGUUCUAAUAAAACAGAUUUUUAAACUCUU
Messenger RNA from Nothobranchius furzeri (turquoise killifish), 3022 nucleotides. RefSeq names its product adiponectin receptor 2 (gene adipor2). Gene Ontology annotation, cellular component: plasma membrane. Gene Ontology annotation, molecular function: signaling receptor activity. Gene Ontology annotation, biological process: adiponectin-activated signaling pathway. NCBI's taxonomy places the organism in Eukaryota, Metazoa, Chordata, Actinopteri, Cyprinodontiformes, Nothobranchiidae. The record is from RefSeq and is a predicted model, not a curated record.